This is a messenger RNA of Durusdinium trenchii, 1857 nucleotides long. The record is from the annotation of a GenBank genome assembly. Lineage: Eukaryota; Dinophyceae; Suessiales; Symbiodiniaceae.
AUGGCUUCGACCAAGGAGUCAACGAAGCCAACCUUCAACUUUGCGUCCAUUAAGCAUGCGAGGGUGGAGCCAAGCAAUUUCUCAUUGGACGUCAUCCCACUUGAGGUGGGGGCACCUGGCCCACUCCCGAACUUCGGUACGAUCAUGAUCCUUGGGAAGAAGUACAUGGUUCGCAAGCUGCUCGGCCACAAGCAUUGGCCAACAGCUAAGUCACAAGAACACUUCCAUCGAGAGCAACCUGCUGCAAAGGAGGGUCAUUCAAAUGGCCAUUCCAACAGCCACAGGCGGCUAAAGUAUGCCCAGAACAAAGACAACACUUACGGGGAUGAUGAACUGCACCGUGUUUUCAUCAGUGCAACUUGGAUUGGCAAUGCAAUUCAGCGAGGGGCACGGGAAACAUUGAAGCAGCUUUCUGGAGUGCCGAUCAAAUUCGGAGUGGAGAGUGCGCUUCUCCGACAGAUAGGUUUGCCUUUCCAAGCUUACAAGGAGGCAAUCAAGGAGCGCCUGAUGCUUCAGCACCAAGUGUUUCAGGCUUUGCUCAUGUUUGCAUGGUUUGCGCCCUUGAGUGUGAUUGAUGGCCAGGGCGGUAUCCAGGAAGCCCUCAAUGGAAAGUGGCUCUUCUACAGUGGCGGCGCUGUGGAUCCGACCUGCCCGAAGUGGCUAGCCCUCACCACGCCCAUCACUGCAAGCCUCACUCAGAUCAACUAUUUGCAGCUGCCGGAGUAUGCUGAGCAGGUGUACCUGGAUGGGCUUCCAAUGUGGGCUUUGAGCUGGCACAAGACGUGUGAUCCCAAUGCGCACUGGACAUACGAUGACGUUCACUGCGGUAAGCGUGGACUCUUUGCCACAACUGUGGUCAAGUCAGGGCGACCUCCAGUGUCCUGGCUUUCUCGUGCUGUAAAAGCGCUGACGAUCAGACGUAUUUUAGGUUGGGAUGUGAUGUACCCCACCUGCAAGGAAGGAACUCGGCAGUCGCCCAUCAACAUUUUGACAGAUCAAGUCGAGAAGGUGGGAAACAGCGACUUCUUGAGCCGAGUUGACUGGAAGCCUGUGAGCGGCCUGAAGGUCGCGAACAAUGGUCACAGUCUCCAGAUCACCAAUGACAUGUUUGGCUACAUCAGACUCACUGGUGAGGAUGGCUUUCCCGACUUUUACGACAUUGCACAGUUCCAUCUUCACAUGCCUUCAGAGCACUUGAUCGAUGGGCGGCAGUUUUCAGCGGAACUGCAUGUUGUGCACACUCGUCAAGUUGCAGUAGGUCAAGAGAAGAACACAUAUGACUCCUUCCCGCUGGUGGUUCUGGGUUUCAUGUUCGACAUUGGCGAGGAAGAGAGUCCUUUCUUGAAGCAGUUCUAUUUGGGUCAGGAAACGAUUCCCAACAACACUUUCAAGACGACCAAGCAUCCUGUUGAUUUGAUGCGAUCCUUUGGGCCAGCUCUCAACGGAGACUUCUACCGUUAUGACGGCAGCUUCACUACUCCUGAUUGCCACGAACAGAUCAAGUGGUUCGUUUUCGACCACGUCUUCAAAAUGAGCCUGGCACAGUGGGAAACCUUCAAAGUUGAGUUCCCCUUUGCGCACUUCAACCGACCAGUCAACAAGAUCCAAGAGCACCACGUUGUGAAGAAUGACUUCAAGGAAGGCGUUGAAGCGAAGUACGAUUUCUUCCUCGGCCGCAACGUUGGAAGGAACCGCCUCUUGCCAGGUGAGGGCUAUAUCCUGUUCCCGGUUGUUGCUUCACUAGUUGUGAUGGUUUGCAUCAUGCUUGCCGUCUUCGUUCGUGAGGGCCGUAGUAAGCUUGAAAGUGCCGGUGGGCUGACUGAGACAAUUGGCAGAGUGACCUACAACCGAGCUUAA